Messenger RNA from Pararge aegeria (speckled wood butterfly), 2198 nucleotides. Its product is annotated as peptide transporter family 1-like. Gene Ontology annotation, biological process: transmembrane transport. The record is from RefSeq and is a predicted model, not a curated record. NCBI's taxonomy places the organism in Eukaryota, Metazoa, Arthropoda, Insecta, Lepidoptera, Nymphalidae. The transcript is spliced from 14 exons. Gene Ontology annotation, molecular function: dipeptide transmembrane transporter activity. The coding region runs from base 1 to 2082 and encodes 693 amino acids. Gene Ontology annotation, cellular component: membrane.
AUGAUAGUGUCUAGGGAGGUGAACGUCAAACAUGGGGACAAAACGACGGCGAAAGAGGGUUUCCCGAGGAUGGUGAUUAUUAUAAUGCUCGCAGAGUUCUGCGAGAGAUUCUCCUUUUCGGGUAUGCGAGCAUUCCUUACACUAUACCUACGUAGUAAACUGGGAUACUCAGACGAGGGAGCCACGGAAAUCUACCACGUUUUCAGCACUUUCGUGUAUUUCUUUCCAAUUUUGGGUGGAAUUGUUGCUGACAACUAUCUCGGGAAGUUUAGGACUAUUUUGUACUUGAUGUUUGUUUACGCAGCUGGGAAUAUGCUUGUUGCUGUGACCGCGAUCCCUCAACUGGAACUGCCCAAAAGAUUAUGCACCAUCAUCGGCCUUUUAAUGAUAACAGUUGGGACUGGAGGCAUCAAACCGUGUGUGACCGCAUUCGGAGGAGACCAAUUCAUACUCCCGCAGCAAGAGAAGCAGCUCGCGCUAUACUUCAGUAUUCUCUACUUUAACCUCUGUAUUGGUAGUCUGAUAGCUAAGACCGUGUCACCUAUACUGCGGUCUGAAGUCCAUUGCUUUGGAGAUAAGGAUUGCUAUUCCUUGGCUUUCGGCGCUCCUGGAUUCGUUGUGCUGAUGUCUAUAGUAAUAUUCGUCAGUGCCAAGAACAGGUACGUUAUGAAAAAACCCGAAGGCAACAUGGUGAUUGACUUCGUGAAAUGCAUUUCAUUGGGAAUAAAAAAUACAAUAAUGAAAGGCAAAGGCGAUAAACAGUCUCAUUGGUUGGACAGCACGGAACACAAGUACGAUAAAAAGUUCAUAAGGGACGUGAAGAAAACACUGUCGAUACUCAUGUUGUUCACCGUACUUCCGGUGUUCUGGGCAUUGCUGGAUCAGUUGGGUUCAAGAUGGACGCUACAAGCUACGAAGAUGGACGGUCGUCUGGGCUUUAUAACGAUCAAGCCGGAUCAACUUCAAGUAUUCGGCCCUAUUUGUAUACUGAUUUUUAUUCCGUUAUUCACAAAGUACUUAUAUCCCUGUCUAGAGAAGCGCAAUAUUCUCACAAAUCCGCUCCACAAAUUGACUCUUGGGGGCGUUCUGGCUGGCAUAGCGUUUAUUGCUUCGGCGCUCGUCGAAAUUUAUAUCAAGACGACUUAUCCAGACCUUCCUCAAGCAGGAUAUUCACAACUUCGCGUAUACAAUGGCAACCCAUGUUCCAUCUCCAUACAGGACAACAUGCUAUACACGAUUCCCUCCCUCUCAUUCUAUUCAAAUAAAAACAUACGAGUGAAAGAGACGGAAAAUGUGUCAAUGCGUUUGGAAGGGAGAUGUAUAGAGGCGAGGGACGAAGUUUUCACCUUGGAAAACAAUAAAGCAAUAUCUUUCUUUGUAAAUGGCAACGAGACAAUGAGAUUUGGGGAAAAUGUCGACAAAAGUAAAUCCGGGCUGCCAUUAGUGAGAUUUCUUGUGACGAACCGGGUGAGAUCAUCUAACCUGACUCUAUUUAACGAGAACAGAAAUGAAAUAGAGUCGCAUAUUUAUCCUGGAAUAAGCGCACAAAUGGAAGUGUUUGUAUCAAGGUACUCUCUAAGAGUAGGGGAUAAGAUCGUAAUGGUGGAUAUAGAGUUAGACCAAGGAGGAGUGUAUACAAUUGCUAUUGAUAAUUCUGGAGGUAUCUACCAAGCCAGACUCAUCGUUAUAACAGAACCAAACUCAAUUACUAUGGCGUUACUACUACCGCAGUUUCUGAUCAUAUCUAUAGCUGAGGUGUUGUUCGCGGUGACGGGUAACGAAUUUGCCUUCAAGGAGGCACCAAGCAGCAUGAAAGCCGUCAUGACUGCCGUGUGGCUGCUCACAGAGGCGGCGGGCAAUGUCAUCAUCAUUAUUGUGACGCGAGUCUUCGUUAGCUUUCAACAGGAAACGCAAUCGUUCAUAUACACGGGUCUCAUGUUCACAUCGAUAGCGUUGUUCCACUACCUGUCUAGAGGUUACAAGUACGAUGCAGACGAUGACGUCACUAGCAAGCAGUGUAGAAGCAACAGUAAAGUGUUGUACCACCAAGUGAAGCAGGCAGAAGACUGCUUAGAACAUUGACAGUGAGAAGUGAUAUUUGUUAAUUAUAAGGAAGUAAACGAUAAUUUCAUGUAACAUAACUUUUUUUACUUUUCAUCAUCCUAUUUUGACAUAAAGAAAACGCAGUCGUUCAUAUA